UACAUGUCUUCUUUAAAUUCCCCUGUUUUGUCGCAAGACAAAAAGAAGAAUUUUUGAAGCAAUUGAAUAGAAACCAUGGAUGAAGAUGUAAAGAGAAGAAAUAGAGAACUUGAUACUAGAGUCCUCGAAAAGGUGGGAGAAGUUAUCACAGCCAUUAAAAAUGCAAAACACAUUGACCCUGUUAUUACAGCUCUUCACUCUAUUGCGGUCCUUCUUUUCCCAAUCGAUUCUUCCCUUAUCGCAGGUUGUAUUGAUCAGCGUUACAAGGACCAGAUUCUUAGUGCUAAGGCCCCUUCUAUAAAGGAAAGGGAUGAUUGGUGGCAGGCAUUCUUCCGAGGACCUGCAUUUUCAACAUUCGCUCGCUUUUUAUUGCAUGAUGUCACUUCAAAUUGGCUUGCUUGUUUCCCUUUUUCAUCGCGGAAACAUGUCUAUGAUAUUUUCUUUGUUAAUGGGCUCAUGGCUGAGGUUGUUCAGACUUUGGUUCCUUGUCUGCAGCAGAGUGGAAGUGAUGGUAUUGAAGUAAAAGCUUUCCUCUCAAAUGCAGAAAGAUUAGUUGUACUAUGCUUGCUUGAAAAUAAUGGAGUUCACCAGAUGGCUAGAGAAUUUGGAGUUUCUUGCACGUGUGAAGAUUCUGCAAACGACUGGCUGAGGCCAACAAUUUCCAGGGUGGCACAGCUUAUUGCAUCUGUGCCAGACAAAGCACGGCCAAGAGCGCCAACUUCACUUACAUCACAUUUAUUCUUCAAGACAAUAACAAUUCAACUUCUAUCGGGACUACAAGAAAGGGCUGCCAAUCUUUCAGAUAUUCACUAGCUCAAUAAAAUUGAAUUGGAUGGAACUUUGCUAUUUGUUGGGGAAAGUUUUUCUCGCAUUUGCCGGCGUGGUUCUUCUGAUGUGCUUUCAAGUGAAGUAGUCCUUCGUGUUCUUAGACACAUUAAGAGUGUCUUACUUUCCAAUAGUGAUGUAGCUCCCAAAGACAUAUUUGAGUCUAACCCUGAAUCAAUAGUUUGGUCGAAGAUGAUGGAAGCGAUUAAAGAUCUGUAUGCUGUGGAAAGAAUGUCUGAACAGCUGUUGCAUCAGCUAGCAAUUGAUAAUGUGACUGACUCUGAAGCAUAUUGGAUUAUUUGGUUAUUGUUUCAUCGGCUUUUUCAUCAACAGACAUCAAUCAGGUCAAUGUUUUUGGAUAAAUUUUUACUCUGGAAAGUAUUUCCUAUUUGUUGCCUGAGAUGGAUUCUUCAAUUUGCUGUUUUUGGAUGUGCACCUGUUGCUGAUCCACUCACAAAAGACAAUGAAAGCCAAGGUCUCUUAGACACAGUGCAACGGCUGGUAGCAGUGUGGUCUAAGAGAGAGUUUGUGCAGUCUGCUACAAUGGAGCAGCAUGCAUAUGUUACUGCAGCUAUAGGCCUUUGCCUUGAGAAGCUGUCAAAAGAGGAACUAGAUAAGACCAGGGAUGUUAUGCACUUGAUUCUUCUAGGAGUUAGCUGUAGGCUGGAGAGCCCCGAUGAUAUGGUUAGGAAAAUGGCAAGUAGUGUUGCUUUCAUGUUCUCUAAAGUAAUUGACCCCAAAAAUCCUCUAUACCUUGAUGAUAGCUGCACUAGGGAGACUAUUGAUUGGGAAUUCGGAAGAACCACGUGUGAUAAGGAGAACCUGCUCACUUCAAGUUCCAAAGGAAAGAAUCUUGACAAAAUGAUAAUGGCAUCUACCUCUAUUCCUGAAAAGGACCUUGACUGUGUAACACAUGAUGAGACGCUCACUAACAAGAAGAGUGGAAAGAACAAAUUAUUUGAAAGCUCAAUUGAUCCUGAUGAAAUUAUUGAUCCAGCUACACUAAAUUAUGAAUCAGUCUCUGAUCAAGGUGAGGAUGAUGAAGAAGUGAGUGAGGAUUCUGAUUCCUCAGACUCAUCUUUACAGCCCUAUGACUUGUCAGAUGAUGACAAUGAUUUGAAAAGAAAACUUUCACAGUUGACUGAUGUAGUUGGAGCUCUGCGGAAAUCUGAUGAUGCUGACGGGGUGGAGAGGGCUCUUGAUGUUGCUGAAAAGCUUGUGCGAGCAUCACCUGAUGAACUAAUUCAUCUGGCAGGUGAUUUAGUGAAAACUCUUGUACUAGUUCGUUGCUCUGAUGUGGCUGUAGAAGGUGAGGAAGAAUCAGCUGAAGAGAAGAGACAUAGAGCCUUGGUUGCUUUGCUGGUCACAUGUCCAUUUGAAUCUCUUGAAACCCUAAACAAACUGUUAUAUUCACCUCAUUUAGACAUCAGCCAACGAAUUAUGAUCCUUGAUAUCAUGACAGAAGCAGCCCAAGAGCUUGCCAAUUCUAAAAUUAUGAAACCUAAACAUCAAGCCAAGGCCCUCAUUUCAACCAUUUCAGAGACUCAACCAUGGUUUUUGCCUAGCAGCACUGGACCCCCUGGAGCCGGUGCCUGGAAAGAGGUCUCAGAAACAGAAACUCUGCUAAACUGGUCAACUCGUUAUGAGAGAGAGCUUCCAUUAAAAUCUGGUCAGAUCAAGAGAGGGAAGGCACGCCGAUGGAGCCUCAAAUCAGCAAACAUACAAGAAAACCAGAUGGAAUUGUCCCAUAACAAGUUUCCUUUGUAUGCAGCAGCAUUUAUGCUUCCUGCCAUGCAGGGAUUUGAUAAGAAAAGGCAUGGUGUUGACUUGCUGGGGAGGGAUUUCAUUGUUUUGGGAAAACUUAUCUAUAUGCUUGGUGUUUGCAUAAAAUGUGCAUCUAUGCAUCCAGAAGCAUCUGCAAUUGCUCCAGCUCUUCUAGAUAUGUUAAAAUCCAGGGAGGUAUGCCAUCACAAAGAAGCAUAUGUCAGAAAAGCUGUUCUUUUUGCAGCUUCAUGUGUGUUGGUGGCGCUUCAUCCCUCUUUUGUAGCAUCUACCUUGCUUGAAGGAAAUGUUGAACUUUCUAGUGGGCUUGACUGGAUUCGAUCAUGGGCCCUUGAAGUAGUUGACUCAGACACUAGUAGAGAGUGUUUUACGUUGGCUAUGUCAUGUCUCCAACUCCAUGCUGAAAUGGCUCUUCAAGCUUCGCGAGCACUAGAAUCUGCUGAAACCACAGUCAAGUCAAAGAGUGUUGAGCUUCCAUCUACUCUCUCAAAGGCAAAAAUCAUAAUCCCACACUCAAAUGUGGAGUACUAGAGCCAUGUACACUUUAUAGCAUUCAUUCUUAAUUUUUAGUAAUUUUAUAUUCAGUUCCCUAAAUUCUGUAAUUACCAAAUCAGAUGAUAACCAACAGAUGCCAAAUAUGCUUAUGAAAAAAUUGUGAAGACGACAAUGAAACCAACUCAAUUUUCUAUUAA
Messenger RNA from Mangifera indica (mango), 3299 nucleotides. RefSeq names its product telomere length regulation protein TEL2 homolog. Gene Ontology annotation, cellular component: cytosol. Lineage: Eukaryota; Viridiplantae; Streptophyta; Magnoliopsida; Sapindales; Anacardiaceae. Gene Ontology annotation, molecular function: telomeric repeat DNA binding; Hsp90 protein binding. Gene Ontology annotation, biological process: protein stabilization; telomere maintenance via telomerase. The record is from RefSeq and is a predicted model, not a curated record.